Bombyx mandarina (wild silkworm) is the source of this 2433-nucleotide messenger RNA. It is a transcript of the gene Hcs, whose product is annotated as holocarboxylase synthetase-like protein. Lineage: Eukaryota; Metazoa; Arthropoda; Insecta; Lepidoptera; Bombycidae. Gene Ontology annotation, biological process: protein modification process. Gene Ontology annotation, molecular function: biotin--[biotin carboxyl-carrier protein] ligase activity. The record is from RefSeq and is a predicted model, not a curated record. Gene Ontology annotation, cellular component: cytoplasm.
AUUUGUAAAUUAACUAAAAAAAAUGUGAAAUAUGUGUAUAAGUAUAAUAAAUAACAAAAGCUAUCUCGUGUUGGAGAAAAAUUGCAGGUGUUCAUAUAGCUUUACAUAGUUUAUCAAAGAAGUACAACACACUGCAGUGGUGGACUUUAGAAUCAAUAACUCUUUUAUUGAACCUUAUUUUUUGGCAACAUGCAAGUGAGCUAUUAUCCAUAUAACUCGAAGAACUAAUAAAUAUUUGUUGGAUUCGGGUUGUCUAUCAUAAUGCUCUUCACGCCAAUUUAUAUUGCUAUGACUUUUAUAAAAACUUGGAGAAUUCGCUCAUUCAGAGCUCGUCUACUGGAAUUCUUGAGUGGAAACACUAGCGUUGCAUUUUGUAAAGUGCCUGAAAAUGCGGCAGAAACUCCAACACUCAGUUCAAAACUCUGCACCAAUCCUAAAAAUGCAUAUCUUUGUGACCUUCUUGAUUACACAAAUAAAACACGAAUAUGCAGUAUGAAACCAACACAGUGCAUUGAAAUCAGUGAUUGGGUAACUUGUUCUGGAGGUAUGCCACUUGGAUCCAGUGAUCAGUCUCCAGUGACUGAUUUAGAUGUUGACAUCCUUUUUGAAUGUGAAAUGGAUCCUCAUGAAGAUAGCAGUCCAAAUGUUACAACUUUAGAGUCAAUGGGACAACCUAUUGCUUGGAAGGCAGGAUCUCAUCUGGCCAUAGUCCUUAAAACUAACAUUGAGCAUCUCUCUGUGAUUGGAUUUCAAUUUGUUGGUGGAGAAUUUGUGAUAGAUCAUAACUUGCCAGUUGUUAGGAUACAAACCGUGCAAAUAUCUGGAGACCCUAACAAAGCUGUAGAUACAUCAAUGAGAAGCUUAAGAACUGACAUUCAGAACAAUCUUAAGAAUCCCUUAGAGUUUCAGUGGUCGGUCCAUGCAGCAUUACUAAGGAAACUAUCAAAAGUUGUUGACAUAAAGUCUGAAGUUAGAUCCACCACAGCUCAAAUGAAUGGGAGUUAUGAUUCACUGCAAGAAACCACAUCACUCAGUAGAAGAAGUGUCACUUUGGCCGAUGUCAGUGUCAACACUGGCAGGUCACUUUCCGCUGAAGAUGAAACUGACGGAGAUAUAGUAGGAAAAAGUUCUCAUGUCAUUCAAAGUGAAGAAAAACCUUUAGAGCAAAUAGAGACUAUACAAGUAGACACAAAAACAGAUGACAAAGAUGUGGUUCUGGAGAAUGUAACUGUUGAGAUUCAACAUAAUAUUACUCCAAAGAAGUCCAGCUUAAAACUAGACCUCAAGAAAGGAACAAGCCAACUAUCCACAUCGUUACUAAACAUAUCAAGUCAAAUCAAAUCAGUGACAACUCAUAAAAGGAUAGUCAGUACUACUGGACCAAGAAAAGUAAUUCCUUUAGAAUCUACUUCAAAAGUUAAAGAUGAACAUAAACCUAGCUCAUCACAGCAGAGUACUCCGAAGUCUGCAAAAACUUCCCGUCCAUUAGUAAAUACUAAGUCACCAAAUGUAUUGGUUUAUUCUGAUAGUUUAGUUGCUAGAGAUAAUUUAGAAGCGUCAUUGAAAAAAGUUUUGGACUGCGAUAGGUACACGGUGCAGAGCGUGUCCCGGGCGGCGCUGGAGGCGGGCGCGUGGCGGGGGCGCGCGGCGCUGGUGGCGGUGGCGGGGUGCGCGGGGCGGGGCGCGGCGCUGCUGCUGGCGCACCUGCUCGACGGCGGCAGACUGCUCGCGCUCUGCUCAGACCUGCUGCACUCAGUACUUCCCUACUACAAGACUGCCGAGGUACGAGAAAACGAAAUAGUUCAGUUCACAUACGACAAAUGGAAGUCCGUCAAAAUGAAACAUCAUAUAUUCUGUUACCAAGCCUCGCCUGCAAAGAAACAGUUCUCCACAGAAAGUGAUAGACAAGCAAGUCAGGAAAAUAAUAUGACUCGGCCUUCUAAAUAUACCGGCCACCCUGGACACGAGUUGGACAUACAAGUGUUAGCGUCGGAAGAGACUUGGCGCACACCGUCAUUGCUACAGGCCACCGAUUUGACUAACAGUGGAAUUGCUAUAUUUUCACAGAUUCAUUUAGAAGCGGAUCCAAGCGACUAUUUGGGCGAAGAAGCAGCCGAAAGUAACGUAGCUCGUUUGGGGAUAUUGCACAAGAUAUGCGGAGAGAUUCUAGGUUUGCACGUAAGAGAUCCGGCGGAAUUCAAACAAGUCGAAUACACCAGAGGAUUUUUCCUCGGGAAUCAUGUUCACAAGUUGUCGCAAGUGGAGCGCUGGUGUCCGGCGGUGGACGGCGGCGCCCGCGUUCAGCAGUUGGGGGAUCUCGAGGUGCAGUGGUGCUUGAGAGGGGAAGCGCCCAGGGAGCCCCCCUCGGAAAAUUUCUUGCCAGUCCACGUCUACGAAUGUCCCGACAACUUCUCCACCGUCGAGUACUUUGAU